Molecule: messenger RNA, 2087 nt
Organism: Conger conger (European conger)
Lineage: Eukaryota; Metazoa; Chordata; Actinopteri; Anguilliformes; Congridae
Product: carcinoembryonic antigen-related cell adhesion molecule 20-like
Exons: 9
Coding region: 59-1555 (498 amino acids)
Source: RefSeq, a predicted model, not a curated record
AUAUAAGUGUCGAUUUCUGGUGGAGAGUUGUGAUAUACUUACGGUACAGACGCAAACUAUGAACCCGGCUCAUCCCACGGCUUGGCUUGUGCUGACACUCACGGCAGGAGCCAUCAGUGUCAUCUUCCCCCAUGGUGCCACUGCGUUUCCAAAUGCGCGUGGGCCUUAUUUCACUACGAUUGAAGGGCCCGACACGGUGACAGCCGGGGAGGUGUCUGAGUUCACCUGCACCGCAGAGUGUUCCCCCGAAUGCACAUACACCUGGUCUGUGGACGGACACACGAAUACCAGUCCCACCAUAACACUCAGGACCAGAGGUCUGACCAGCACGGUGGAGAUGGAGUGCACCAGCCUCAACCCUGCGAGCGGGAAAACCUCCAGCAUGAAAAAGAGUCUGCGUGUGGAAAACCCUGUAUCUGUCAGGCCUGCUGCAGGAGAAGAACCAUCUCUGAACCAAUCCUUCCAUUUGACCUGUGUGGGCUUUGCUCAAAUGUCCACCAUCGAGUGGUACAAGGACAGCGACAUUUUGGUCAUGGAUGCACAGACGACCCUCAGCGCAGACAACACCACCCUCUCCUUCAGCUCGCUGCUGCCCUCUCACAGUGGCCUCUAUCGAUGUGUGCCCUCCAAAGGUGACACAGUAAUUGUAAGCGUUGGCUACCUCCUCACGUGUGGGCCUUAUUUCACUAAGAUCGAAGGGCCCGACACGGUGACAGCUGGGGAGGCGUCUGAGUUCACCUGCACCGCAGAGUGUUCCCCCGAAUGCACAUACACCUGGUCUGUGGACGGACAAACGAAUACCAGUCCUACCAUAAUAGUCACGCCCAGCGGUCUGACCAGCACGGUGGAGAUGAAGUGCACCAGCCUCAACCCUGCGAGCGGGAAAACCUCCAGCAUGAAAAAGAGUCCGCGUGUGGAAAACCCUGUAUCUGUCAGGCCUGCUGCAGGAGAAGAACCGUCUCUGAACCAAUCCUUCCAUUUGACCUGUGUGGGCUUUGCUCAAAUGUCCACCAUCAAGUGGUACAAGGACAGCGACAUUUUGGUCAUGGAUGCACAGACGACCCUCAGCGCAGACAACACCACCCUCUCCUUCAGCUCGCUGCUGCCCUCUCACAGUGGCCUCUACCGAUGUGUGCCCUCCAAAGGUGACACAAGAAUUGUAAGCGUUGGCUACCUCCUCACGUACGGACCACUGAGUGUCACUAUCAGUGGGCCGGACACGGUGGAGGUAGGGACGGAGUACACCUUUGUGUGCGAGUCCAACUGCGAAAUACCCUGCGACAUCUACUGGACGUUUCGUCAAGGAUUUCCAUCGGGAAGGUACAUCCAGCGGAGAACAGUGAUUAAUUGGACCCCGGAUACACCGAACAGAGACCAGCUCUUCGCCUGCGUGGUAGAGAACACUUACGCCUCAGCCAUGGCCACGAAGCUUGUGAGGGUCGUUGAGAAACCAGAAGAAAAAGUGAAGCCUGAGUCGGGAUGCAUGGCUCUGCAGCCGACCACAACUCUGGGCCUCAUGCUGUGUAUGGCCCUCCUCUUCCUCUGGGGCUGGUAGGACCCAGAGCCACGCAGGCCGGAGGGUCUGCGUGACACCCGGUACCGGAGCUGAACAUUUAACCACAGCAGGCCCUCCAAAUGGCCGCUGUCUUCGGCUUCUUUUUUUUUUGUUGCUACUGUGUAAAUAACAUUCAUUCAGCCCUGAGAAGUGUAAGAGUUUACCUUGUUUGAGCGUCAUUUCUGUCCCUGCGCCGCUAAGGUCUAAUUAUUACUUUUGUCUUAUUGUAGGUAUUAAUUAAAUGCGACCAAAUGAAUAAUGGAUAUUUGAGAUAUACUGUGACAAAGGAACUGGAUGUAAGGCUUACGACAUAAACAUUUUUUGACAUUAUAAAUCUGCUCUCCAGUAACCAUUGGAACAGGUUUGGGUCAAAUUGACCUGUGACACUUUUGAGAGAUGUAUUAUAUUCCAUAACCAGUAAUUAAAACCAGUUUUGGUUCUUUUGCAUUUCUUGCUGUUCAUCAUCUGUAUGCCUUUUUGUCAAUAUGAUUUCUUUGAAUAUUAUGAAAUAAAGAUGAAAAAUAAUUGAGAA